Ilyonectria robusta is the source of this 3720-nucleotide messenger RNA. RefSeq lists its product as uncharacterized. Lineage: Eukaryota; Fungi; Ascomycota; Sordariomycetes; Hypocreales; Nectriaceae. Bases 346 to 3294 code for a protein of 982 amino acids. Gene Ontology annotation, molecular function: ADP binding; protein binding; catalytic activity. The record is from RefSeq and is a predicted model, not a curated record. Gene Ontology annotation, biological process: nucleoside metabolic process. The transcript has 2 exons.
CCGUCAACCCCGCAGCAGGAUCGACCGGAAACUUCGAUUGUGACAUCCUGACCCGUCAAACAAGAUUCAACAGUCAACCCACUUUUUGCCGACUAUCUCGCUUAUAGCGAACAUUGAAGUCAACCUGCGACUUGAAUUGUACGCCCUUCGAAACAUUUGAUUCACCCUCUCCCCGACUACAGCAGACGUGGACUUCCGAGUCAGAUCCUUGACCAUCAGAGCGCCAACCUCCCGCUUCGUGGUUCCAGAUGCCACCGGACCAGGCCGAAUCGAGCAUAGAGUUACAUCUGACCUUGUUUGUCUCUGCCUAUAUUUGUGAGACUGCGGUUGGUCUCUGUGGACACGAUGAUCCCUCGGCCAUCGAGCAGAGACGAUUUUCAAAUCGCUAUUAUUUGUGCCCUGCCGGCUGAAUAUGACGCCGUUUAUGACAGUUUCGAUGAUCGGUGGGAUGAGAUGGGGAAGGACCUCGGAAAAGCUCCAGGUGACCCUAACCGCUAUGUUACUGGCCUCAUGGGUGAUCUAGCCGUCGUUCUCGUCCUCUUGCCGGGAAUGGGUAAGGCCAAUGCUGCUAGUGCCGCGGCUAGUCUCCGCUCCAGCUACAGCAACUUGAAGUGGGCUCUUCUGGUUGGUAUCUGCGGCGCCGUGCCACAGGUAGAUGGCGCUGAGGUCUUACUUGGAGACGUUAUUAUCAGCAGAUAUGUGGUCCAAUACGACUUCGGCCGACAGUACUCCGAUGAGUUCGUGCCGAAGAAGACCAUCGAAGACACCCUCGGCAGGCCAAACAAAGAGAUUCGAGUUUUGAACGCAUUGCUGGAAACCCGGUCUGGCCGUGAUGAAUUGGAGAAAAGAACGGCAGAAUUUCUCCAACGGCUACAGGCCAAGGUUGCAAAGACGAAGUAUCGAGGCGUCUACGACUAUCCCGGGACAACAAAUGACAAGCUCUUCAAGAAAGGCUACCGCCAUAAGCACCAAGACCCAAAUGACUGCAAUAUCUGCGGGGCCUGUUCCAGUCAUGUUGAUCCAGUAUGCCUGAAAGCGCUGGAACACACCUGCGCGGAGCUCAAAUGUUCAGAUGUGGGGGUUGAUGCUCGGGGGGAGCGGUUCCAAGAGAGAAAGCAACUGGAGCAACAGGACAGUGUUGCCGCUCAGGCGCCGGUUGUAUUCAUGGGAGGGAUUGCCUCAGGAGACAAGGUCAUGAAGUCUGCCCAACACCGAGAUAGCAUCUCACAGUUUCACAAAGUCAUUGCGUUCGAGAUGGAAGGCGCCGGGAUGUGGGAUGAGAUGUCCUGCAUUGUGGUCAAGGGAGUCUGUGAUUAUGCAGAUUCACACAAGCAAAAGAACUGGCAAAACUUUGCGGCAUCUACAGCAGCCUCCGCGUCAAAGGCUCUUUUGGCGGGCUACUUCCAGGUGAAUAAAGUCAAAGGGCAGAACUCUGGCCUACGGAGCUACUACAUUCCACCUGCUAAAAAUGACAUGUUUGUGGGGCGCGAGGAUGUGAUCAGUUCACUCACAGAACUGCUUUUCAAUAAAGGAACCAAACGGGUCGCCUUGGUCGGAUUGGGUGGGAUUGGGAAGACCCAAGUGGCUUUGCAAGUCGCAUUCUGGGCAAAAGAGAACAUGCCCGACUACUCUGUCUUCUGGAUGUCUGCUCUGAGUAGCGCAAGUUUCGAGCAGGCAUGUGGUGACAUGGCAAAGAACCUUGGCAUUUCUACGACUGAUGAGGACAUCAAAGAGACAAUUCGAACAUAUCUCAGUUCGGGAAAGGCAGGGAAAUGGCUUCUUGUCCUUGAUAAUGCAGACGAUGAGACUAUUGUGUAUCAGUCCUCGGACCGAUCUCGCAGGAUCCUCGACUUCAUUCCACAGAGCGAUGACGGGCGCCUUCUACUUACAACACGCUCACGAAAGGUUGCCGUCAAGAUUGCAAGAAACAAGGUGAUCAAGUUGCCUCCGAUGAGUUUUCACGAAGCUAGGGAUCUACUGGAGGAGACUUUGAGCGACACAGACCAAUUGGAGGACCAGGAACUAGUCACUAAGCUUCUGGAAAAGCUCACUUACCUCCCUCUGGCGAUUGCGCAGUCGACAGCCUAUAUGGAGAUUCAUAAGGUGUCAGUCGCAGAAUAUCUCAGACUCUGUGAGAGCACAAGUCUAGACAUGAUCCAGUUGAUGAGCGAGGCUUUCCUUGACGAUGCUCACUAUACUGAAAGCCAAGGUGCGGUCGCGACUACUUGGUUCAUAUCAUUCAAGCACAUCCAUGAGACGAAUGCCUCUGCUGCACAUCUUCUGUCGUUUAUCACAUGGAUUGAGCCAAAGGCGAUUCCCCGGUCAAUGCUGCCCAGCCUCGGGUCCGAGCAAGAAAAGACGCAGGCAAUCGGCACACUCCGCGGAUAUGGUUUCCUUAGCGAAAGAGAGGAGGAAGGCGUAUUCGACAUGCAUAGUUUGGUGCACUUGGUCAUGCAGUCAUGGACCUAUAAGCAGGGAGCCGACGACAAAACGAAGACGGAUGUGCUUAUGCACCUUACUGACGUUUUCCCAUCCCCUGAUUGGGAGAAUCGAGAGUUGUGGCGGCAAUACAUGCCACAUGCCCUCAGUAUAUUUCGGGCAUACGAAGGAGUUGAUGCAUCAAAAGGCACUAAAUUGGGUCGUCAGCUAGGGUGCUGCUUGUAUGAGGAUGGUCGGAUAAGGGAGUCAGUCCAGGUGCUCAAGUGGGUCACGGAGAUGGAUGAGAUAUCAUUAGCAGAUGACGACCCUGAUCGACUUACCUCACAGCAUGAGCUUGCAAGGGCAUAUCAAUCUAACGGGCAAGUCAAAGAGGCACUCGAGCUACUGCAGCAUGUAGUAGCGAUACGGGCGAUAUCGCUAGCAGAGGAUCACCCUGAUCGCCUUGCCUCACAGCAUGAGCUUGCAAUGGCAUAUCAAGCCAACGGGCAAGUCAAAGAGGCACUCAAGCUACUGCAGCAUGUAGUAGCAAUACAGGCGAUAUCGCUAGCAGAGGAUCACCCUAAUCGCCUUGCCUCACAGCAUGAGCUUGCAACAGCAUAUCAAUCUAACGGACAAGUCAAAGAGGCACUCGAGCUACUACAGCAUAUAGUAGCAAUAGAGGCGAUAUCGCUAGCAGAAGAUCACCCUAAUCGCCUUGCCUCACAGCAUGAGCUUGCAACAGCAUAUCAAGCCAACGGACAAGUCAAAGAGGCACUCGAGCUACUGCAGCAUGUAGUAGCAAUACAGGCGAUAUCGCUAGCAGAGGAUCACCCUGAUCGCCUUGUGUCAGAAAAAUUUCUGCAAUCGAUGUUGUGAUGUUUCUGUCAGUCACAUGGUAGUUUUGGUAUAGUCAGGGUCUUCGCCUACUAGGUUAGUUCUUGGGGUGGCAGAUGGGCCCAAGCCUCACGCCCAUCCUUUCCCUUUCUUCAAUUUGGGCGCCCUUUAUCUUGUCCUUUUCUACUGCCCAAUUUGUCCCAGUAGCUCCUGACGCUCUUCGUCCUCAUUAAGUGUUUGCAUUUCAAUGCGCCAUGUCAAGUAUUUCUAGGAGCUACUUUAACUCUCCCAUCCCUUGGCCCCGCAUAACUGAGCGUUCCGUUAACUUCGGUCUUGGCGACAAUUUCUUCUUUCUCUUGAGCCCGGUCUACACUAAGUGCAUCUCCCAACAACGAAAUUCUACAUUUUUGCGUAAGACGAGAACCAAUAAAUAGGUGUUAUUUCAUAAUAGGCAAGAUUUUAUACCCU